UGGAGCCCGAGCGGGCGGCGGCGCGGGCCCCCCCCGGCCCCGGCCCCGGCCCGGCCCCCCCCGCGCCCCCCCCCCGCCGCCGCCGCCGCCCCCCCCGAGCUGAGCCUGCCCGGCAUCCUGCACUUCAUCCAGCACGAGUGGGCGCGCUUCGAGGCCGAGAAGAGCCGCUGGGAGGCGGAGCGCGCCGAGCUCCAGGCCCAGGUGGUGUUUCUGCAGGGUGAGAGGAAGGGCCAAGAGAACCUCAAGACAGACCUGGUGCGGCGGAUCAAGAUGCUGGAGUAUGCCCUGAAGCAGGAGAGGUCCAAGUAUCACAAGCUGAAGUUUGGGACCGAGCCCAGCCAGGGGGAGAAGAGGGCGGAUCCAUCGGAACCAGUGUCCAAUGGCCCGGCCGAGAUGGCCUCGCUUGACAGCAACCCGCUGGUAUGGAAAGAAGGGCGCCAGCUGCUGCGGCAGUACCUGGAGGAGGUGGGCUACACGGACACCAUCCUGGACAUGCGCUCCAAGCGGGUGCGCUCGCUGCUGGGCCGCUGCUCUGUGGAGCUGAAUGGCGCUGCCGAGCCCAGCAAUGGGGGGCCUGGCCCAGGGGGUCUUCCUGGCGGCCAGUCCCUGCUCGCCAAGCAGAUUGAGGAGCAGAUCAAGAGGAAUGCGGGGAAGGAGUCGAGCGAGCGACUGGGCGGCGCCGUGCUGGACCAGAUCCCCUUCCUGCAGCACUGCGAGGAUGAGGACAGUGAUGAGGAGGAGGAUGGGGAGGGCCUCCCCCUCCAGGCCCCACGGCAGCACAAGAAGCAGCGAGUAAAGGUCCCAGCCAAGACCCUGCUGCCUGAGGUGGAGGACGAGGACGAUGACGAGGACUCCGAGGACGCCCUUGGCGAGUUCGAUUUCCUGGGCUCUGGCGAGAACAGCGAGAGCUCGGCCAGUGGGCGGCGCCCCGGGGACACCAUUGACCUGGAGACGCGGCGUGUCAAGCUGCAGGGCAUGCUGGCUGACCUGCGUGACGUGGAUGGGCUGCCUCCCAAGCCGGCCGGCCCGGCAGCCGUGGCCUCACCGCGACCCCAUGAAGCUGGCUCGCUCAGCUUCUCCUCCGAUGUCUUCAUCAUGGACACCAUCGGGGGCGGGGAGGUGAGCCUGGGGGACCUUGCCGACCUCACCGUCACCAACGACAAUGAGCUCAACUGCGAUCUGUCAGACAGCAAGGACGCCUUCAAGAAGACCUGGAACCCCAAGUUCACGCUGCGCAGCCACUACGAUGGGAUCCGGGCACUGGCCUUCCAUCACGCUGAGGCCGCGCUCGUCACCGCCUCCGAGGACGGCACACUCAAGCUGUGGAACCUGCAGAAGACGGUCGCCGCCAAAAAGAACACCGCGCUGGACGUGGAGCCGGUCUACGCCUUCCGGGCGCACAGAGGCCCGGUGCUGUCCGUAGCCAUGGGUUGCAACAGCGAGUUCUGCUACAGCGGCGGCGUGGACGCCUCCAUCCGCUGCUGGCGGGUCCCUGAGCUGGGCAUGGAUCCCUACGAUGGCUACGACCCGGGUGUCCUGGGCGCUGUCCUGGAGGGCCACACGGACACGGUGUGGGGCCUGGCCUUCUGCCCCACGCGGGGCCGCCUGGUGUCCUGCUCGGCCGACGGCACCAUACGCCUCUGGGACCCCAGCGGGAGCCCCUCCUGCCUCAGCACCUACAGUGCGGACAGCGAACAUGGGACCCCGACCUCGGUGGCCUUCUGCAGCACAGAGCCGGCCCACGUGGUGGCCGCCUUCCGCACGGGCGACACGGUGCUGUACGACGCCGAGGCCUCCCGGCCUGUCCUCACGCUGGAGUCCCGCACGGGCAGCGGAUGCAACCAGAUCAACCAGGUGGUGAGCCAUCCGGGCCAGCCCCUCACCAUCACAGCCCACGAUGACCGCAGCAUCCGCUUUCUGGACAACCGCACGGGCAAGGCCGUGCACUCCAUGGUGGCCCACUUGGACGCUGUGACCUGCCUGGCCGCAGACCCCAACGGCAUCUUCCUCAUGUCAGGGAGCCACGACUGCUCGCUGCGCCUCUGGCACCUGGACAACAAGACGUGCGUGCAGGAGAUCACGGCGCACCGCAAGAAGCACGAGGAGGCCAUCCACGCCGUGGCCUUCCACCCCUGCAAGGCCCUGAGCGCCUCGGCCGGUGCUGACGCCCUGGCCAAGGUCUUCGUGUGAGCUGGGCUGCAGGUGGGUCCUGCCCCCCCCAGCAGGGGGUUGGGCCUGGCAGUCAUGUGACUCCCGGCAGACAGUGUGGGGGGGCUGCUCCGAGGCUCCAUAGCACCCCCCCACCCCCCCCCCGGACCCAGACUGGACCCCCAGCUGCACCAGUCCCGGCCCCCCAGAGCCCUGCCCUGCUACCCACCUCCUAGCCAGGGAGCUGUGGGGGCUCUGGCCUGGCUGGCCCCCCAGGCCUGGGUUGGGGGUGCGGGGGCGGCAGAGGCCCCCCUUGAAUUGCAGCAAUAAUUCCUGCCUGGCCCUGGGGGGGGCUGCAAGGGGCUGCACUCAAGGGCCCCCACGUGACACUACUGCCGGCUUUGCACGGGGUGGGGGGGAUGGGGGCCCUGCCCUUGAGCAGCGCGCGCACCAGGACGCCUGGUUCUUUUCCCAGUACUAAGGGGGGGGGCAUCUGCUCAGCUGGGGGCCUGGACACUUGGGUUUUGUCCCAGCUCUGGGAGGGGGGGGUCUCGUGGUCGAAGGGGGGUGGGGGGCAGUGGGGGCCCGGGUUCUGCCCCAGCCCUGGGAGGGGAGCGGGCUGGAAGAGUGGGUGGGAAUCCUUGGCCCCCUGCCCCCAGUCCCCCCCCAGCCGAGAGCACCCCCUGGGUGCCCUUCCCAGCCGGUGCCCCCCAGCCCCCGCCUCUUUGUAUAUUGUGUAUAAAGGAAACCGAGGCCCCGGGCCCACAACCCUGUUAUCACUGUGUGAUAGUCCCGGCCACCGGUGCCUCGGGGGGCUCCUCCCCGCCAGCGCCCCGGGACCCAGCCCCUGGGGAAAGGGGGGCGGGGGGGACACGGAGCUAGGCCCCCCCCGGCCCCUCCGGCCGAGCAGCCGGAGCCUUUUUACCGCCGUUCGGCUUUUUACCGUGUAUUUAUUUGACUCCGUCGGGUUCUUUCUUUCCUCUGUCCCGGUCCCGGCAAACCCCGAGGGGGCCGCGGCCGCCGGGAAGGUCCCACCUCAAUAAACCCCCUUUGGAAUAA
Molecule: messenger RNA, 3207 nt
Organism: Alligator mississippiensis (American alligator)
Lineage: Eukaryota; Metazoa; Chordata; Crocodylia; Alligatoridae
Gene: STRN4
Product: striatin 4
Exons: 18
Cellular component (GO): dendrite
Molecular function (GO): calmodulin binding; protein-containing complex binding; armadillo repeat domain binding
Source: RefSeq, a predicted model, not a curated record